AUACAAUAAAACACACGCCCCUUUUACUACGCUUUCAACUUUUUCUCGAUCUAUCUCUCCUAUAUAUUUACAUAUAUAGCUUCCUUUGUCCACACUUUAUCAAUCUACAAUUUGUUCUUUUGCUUCUCAUUAUUCUUAUAUAUAGAUCAAAGAUCCUUUGAAGUUUUCAUGAGUAGUGAAAAGAUGGUUUGCAUGGAAUCUCGUUCUGGAAGGGCGAUGCAAAGAUACAAUGAAACUGGUGGUCGCAAAGUUGUAGGGUGCAUCCCCUACAGAUAUAAACAAGACAUUGAUGGAAAUAUAAGCAAUGAAUUGGAAGUUCUUCUUGUUAGCUCACAAAAGGGUCAUGCAUUCAUGUUUCCAAAGGGUGGAUGGGAAGUUGAUGAAUCUUUAGAAGAAGCAGCAUGCAGAGAAUCUCUUGAAGAAGCAGGAGUUGUAGGAAUUGUUGAACAUGAGUUAGGUGAAUGGAGUUUCAUUAGCAAAAGAUAUGGUAUAUACUAUGAAGGUCACAUGUUUCCUUUACUUGUCAAAGAACAACUUGAGUUUUGGCCAGAGAAAAAUAUACGGACAAGAAUAUGGAUGAAUGUUGUUGAAGCAAGAGAUGUUUGUCAACAUUGGUGGAUGAAGGAAGCAUUAGAUAUGCUUGUUCAUAGGCUAAAUCUACAGCAAAAUAAGUAGCUAGAAGUAAUUAUUGAAAAUGUUUUGCAUUGCUUAAGUAUUGAAAAAUAGAAAGUUGGGGGAUAUUUAUCAUGUUACAUGAGAGGGUCAUUUCAUUAUUUCCGAUAAGUUAAAACUAAGAGUUGUCCAAGUUAUGUAUUUAUCAUGUUCAUAAACAAGUUAUAUAUUAUUUCCCAUAAGUUAAAGUUGUUAUCACUGAUUUUAUU
Lathyrus oleraceus (garden pea) is the source of this 881-nucleotide messenger RNA. Its product is annotated as nudix hydrolase 17, mitochondrial. Bases 169 to 675 code for a protein of 168 amino acids. Gene Ontology annotation, molecular function: pyrophosphatase activity. The transcript is spliced from 5 exons. Gene Ontology annotation, cellular component: nucleus; cytoplasm. The record is from RefSeq and is a predicted model, not a curated record. NCBI's taxonomy places the organism in Eukaryota, Viridiplantae, Streptophyta, Magnoliopsida, Fabales, Fabaceae.